This is a messenger RNA of Sinocyclocheilus rhinocerous, 2928 nucleotides long. RefSeq names its product metal transporter CNNM2-like. Bases 187 to 2928 code for a protein of 913 amino acids. The record is from RefSeq and is a predicted model, not a curated record. Gene Ontology annotation, molecular function: magnesium ion transmembrane transporter activity. Gene Ontology annotation, biological process: transport; magnesium ion homeostasis. The transcript has 8 exons. Lineage: Eukaryota; Metazoa; Chordata; Actinopteri; Cypriniformes; Cyprinidae. Gene Ontology annotation, cellular component: plasma membrane.
ACUCACAGUAGUUCACAUAGAGCGUGCUGGUGUGUCAUCGUGGUGCAGAGAGGCAGCAAUACGCGGUGAGUAAUGUCGGCCUUGUUGCUUGAUGUCAGGACUGCUAUAGAGAGGAUGAAGGCGGACGCGGAUUCCCUCUGACCGUGGCAUCCUACAUGCAUUGUCUAAAGUUUGCCCAUUGUCAACAUGGCAGAGCAAUGGACCGCAGUGCCCACUUCUAAUAUGGCGGCGCUGAACCGGGCUAGCUCAUUGACUGUUAUAUUCUUAAUUGUCAGCAGUUGUCUGAUCAGUAGCAUUGAUGGCAAAGACGCGCCAGAAGAAACUGUCAUCAUUGGCCUCCGGCUCGAGGACACCGACGAGGUGUCGUUUAUGGACAGAGGCUUUUUGCGCGUCAGCGAGCGCUCUCGUGUCAGGUUAAGGGUCUAUGGGCAAAACAUCAACAACGAGACGUGGUCCAAACUCGCCUUUACGGAACACAGCAUCGGCAGCGCAUCUGCGGAGAGCCAGAGCCUCAGAGACGCACCUGCCUCGCAUCCCUGCGGCAUCCGAUCCUCCGAUAUCAUCAUCCUUCCCAACGUGGAGGUAAACAGAAAGACAUCUGGGAUUAUUGAAAUAGAGGUGAAACCUCUGCGAAAAACUGAGAAGAGCAAAGUGUAUUACCUGUGCAUUGCCACCGCCACACCUGGCACGCAGGACGCGUGGUCCGAGAGCACCUGGAUCUAUCACGAGGGGCAUGACACUAAAGUGAUCGUGGUGGAGGAGAAGAAGUUCCUGCUGCCUUUCUGGCUGCAGGUGAUUUUUAUUGCCAUGUUGUUGGGUUUGUCUGGCAUGUUCAGCGGGCUGAAUCUGGGACUGAUGGCGCUGGAUCCCAUGGAGCUCCGGAUUGUCCAGAACUGCGGGACUGAGAAGGAGAAGAAUUACGCGAAGAAGAUCGAGCCAGUUCGAAGCCAAGGAAACUACCUUCUGUGCUCUUUGCUACUGGGAAAUGUCUUGGUCAAUACCACUUUGACUAUCCUGCUCGAUGACAUCGCAGGAUCAGGGCUGAUCGCUGUAGUGGUGUCCACUAUAGGGAUCGUGAUUUUUGGGGAAAUCGUGCCACAAGCAAUCUGCUCCAGGCAUGGGCUCGCCGUGGGCGCAAACACUAUACUCCUGACUAAAUUCUUUAUGAUCCUCACUUUCCCUGCAUCAUAUCCCGUCAGUAAACUCCUGGACCACGUGCUGGGGCAGGAGAUCGGCACUGUGUACAACAGGGAGAAGCUUCUGGAGAUGCUCAGGGUGACAGAUCCGUAUAAUGACCUGGUGAAAGAGGAGCUCAACAUCAUCCAGGGCGCUCUGGAGCUCAGGACUAAAACUGUGGAGGAUGUCAUGACGCCUUUGCGAGACUGCUUCAUGAUUGCCGCUGAUGCCAUCCUGGACUUCAACACCAUGUCUGAGAUCAUGGAGAGCGGCUACACGCGAAUACCUGUGUGUGAGGGCGAGAGAUGUCAUAUUGUGGACUUGCUGUUUGUCAAGGACUUGGCCUUUGUGGAUCCAGAUGACUGCACGCCGUUGAAAACCAUCACCAAGUUCUACAGCCACCCUCUGCAUUUUGUCUUCAAUGAUACAAAGCUGGAUGCCAUGCUCGAGGAGUUUAAAAAAGGGCUUUGGGGGAAAUUCUUUAUGAUCCUCACUUUCCCUGCAUCAUAUCCCGUCAGUAAACUCCUGGACCACGUGCUGGGGCAGGAGAUCGGCACUGUGUACAACAGGGAGAAGCUUCUGGAGAUGCUCAGGGUGACAGAUCCGUAUAAUGACCUGGUGAAAGAGGAGCUCAACAUCAUCCAGGGCGCUCUGGAGCUCAGGACUAAAACUGUGGAGGAUGUCAUGACGCCUUUGCGAGACUGCUUCAUGAUUGCCGCUGAUGCCAUCCUGGACUUCAACACCAUGUCUGAGAUCAUGGAGAGCGGCUACACGCGAAUACCUGUGUGUGAGGGCGAGAGAUGUCAUAUUGUGGACUUGCUGUUUGUCAAGGACUUGGCCUUUGUGGAUCCAGACGAUUGCACGCCGUUGAAAACCAUCACCAAGUUCUACAGCCACCCUCUGCAUUUUGUCUUCAAUGAUACAAAGCUGGAUGCCAUGCUCGAGGAGUUUAAAAAAGGUAAAUCCCAUCUGGCCAUUGUCCAAAGAGUGAAUAAUGAAGGAGAGGGAGACCCAUUCUAUGAGGUCCUGGGCAUCGUCACGCUAGAAGACGUCAUUGAGGAAAUCAUCAAAUCUGAGAUUCUUGAUGAGACUGACUUGUACACUGACAACAAGACGAAAAAGAGGAUAGCUCACAGAGAGAGGAAACAGGACUUCUCUGCUUUCAAACCCACAGAUAAUGAGUUGAGCGUGAAAAUAUCACCACAGCUUCUUCUGGCCGCACUGCGUUUCCUGGCAACUGAGGUGGAGUCAUUCAGUACGGCUCAAAUGUCAGAGAAAAUCCUCCUGCGCUUGCUGAAACAUCCUAACGUCAUCCAGGAGCUCAAAUAUGAUGACAAGAACAAGAAAAUGUCAGAGCACUACCUCUUUCACCGCAACAAGCCUGUGGACUACUUCAUCCUCAUCUUGCAGGGGAAGGUGGAGGUUGAGGCUGGAAAGGAGGGGAUGAAGUUUGAAGCUGGUGCCUUCUCUUUUUAUGGAGUGCUGGCUUUAACCUCUUCACCAGUUCCUCUCUCCUUGUCUCGAACCUUUGUUGUGAGCAGGGCAGAAUCGCUGGCAGGAUCUCCAGAAAAUAAGUCACCUCCACGACCGUUCGGACUCAACCACUCGGACUCCCUGAACAGGAGUGACCGGAUGGAGGCGGUCACUCCCACGCUGGGCAGCAGCAACAACCAGCUCAACUCCUUCCUGCAGGUCUACGUGCCAGACUACUCCGUGAGAGCCGCCGCUGACCUGCUCUACAUCAAGGUCUGA